CGGAGUUCUCCGUAGAUAAAUCACAUUACAUAUAUGCACCAGGGCUCCAAAAUGUCCUCCCAGCCUGGCCUGACUCCUGACCAAGUCGCCUUCUUUAGGGACAAUGGCUAUCUCGUGAUACCCAACUACCUUUCCCAAGACACGCUCUCGAACCUCCUCUCCACCACGACUGACCUGCUCGACUCCUUUUCCCUCUCCUCCCAUCCCCUCACCCGCUUCACCACCGGAGACGACGAGACCGACACGAACAAUGCAAAACAUGUGGGUGACGAAUACUUCCUCACCUCCGGUGACAAAAUUCGCUUCUUCUUCGAGCCGGACGCCUUCUGUCCCACCUCCGGCAAGCUCUCUCGGCCCAAACAUCUCGCCGUAAACAAAAUCGGCCACUCCCUCCAUACCCUCUCCCCGCCUUUCGCAAACAUAACCCAGGAUGGACUUCUCGGCGCCAAAAACGCCGCCAUCGCAAAGUCCCUGGGCUUCCGUGACCCGCGCGUCCUGCAGAGCAUGGUCAUCUGCAAGCAGCCCGGCAUCGGUGCCGCUGUGCCGCCGCACAAGGAUUCGGAGUUCUUGUUCACGGAUCCACCCAGCGCGGUGGGAUGGUGGUAUGCUUUGCAGGAUGCUGGCCGGGGGAAUGGUGGGCUCGGGUUCUGGAAGGGAAGCCACAGACGUGGCAGGGUCCGGCGGAGAUUUGUCCGCCGCAAGCCUGGCGAUGUCAGCGCGGGAACAGAUUUUAUCGAUUGGUCUGGGCCCGGGUUGGCGAAGGAACUGGACGGGGAAGCGGGUGAUGAUUACGUUCCUGUCGAUGGGGACUUUGAGAUGCUGGAUAUUCCUGCAGGGUCGUUGGUGUUAAUUCACGGGAAUGCGCUGCAUAAGAGCGAGAAGAACACGAGUGAGAAGAGCAGGUUCGCGUAUACAUUUCAUGUUAUCGAGGGGGAUGAAGGUUGGAACUACGAUGACCGGAAUUGGUUGCAGCCACCGGAGGACGGGAAAGGAUUCACAAGGCUCUUUGCCGGCAAGGGAUAAGACAAGGCAGUGUGCGAGGAUUAUUAUCAAGAUGGGUUUCGAUUUUUGGCGGUAUAUGCUUCGUUUAUUCUGUCUAAAUCCAACAGCUCGCUCGAGG
Messenger RNA from Coccidioides posadasii C735 delta SOWgp, 1120 nucleotides. RefSeq lists its product as uncharacterized. The record is from RefSeq and is a predicted model, not a curated record. NCBI's taxonomy places the organism in Eukaryota, Fungi, Ascomycota, Eurotiomycetes, Onygenales, Onygenaceae.